UGUCUCCUCACGUGCUCACACCCAGACUCCAGCAAGAGGUCUGAGGGGGAAUUCAAGGAUUUUGUUACUGCAAGGAAGGUUCAGAAGGCUGGUAGGGAGAAAUUGAGGAGGGGUCGGUUGAAUGAGCAGUUUAUAGAGUUAGGAAAUGCCUUAGACCCUGAUAGGCCCAAAAAUGAUAAAGCAACCAUUCUUUCUGAUACAAUUCAAUUGCUUAAGGACUUGACAGCUCAAGUUGAGAAACUGAAAGCUGAGAAUGCAUCACUAAAUGAAGAAUCCCGUGAGUUAACUCAGGAGAAGAAUGAUCUCAGAGAAGAGAAGGCAUCCCUCAAAUCGGCUACUAAGAACCUUAAUGUUCAGUAUCAGCAGAGCCUCAGAGCUAUGUUCCCAUGGUCUGCCAUUGAUCCCUCAGUUGUUGUAAGUCCACCUUCUUACCCGUUUCCAAUGCCAGUCCCAGUGCCUAUCCCUACAGGUUCAAUUCCCAUGCAUCCAUCUAUGCAGCCAUACCCUUUCUUUGGAAGAUCAUUAAGAUUUUCAUACACGUGUCUGCCUGGAGGAGCAGGUUGUUGACAUUUGAUGUAGCAGAUGCCAGUAGAGACUUGGCUACAGUGGAUCAUGUGGAGGACAUUUACAAGUUCUGUAAAUUGAUUGAGAAUGUGAGCCAAUUACAUGAUUAUAGGGAUUCCUAAGUUGAAAUAGACGAUAAGAUGAGAGCAAUCUUGGUGGAUUGAUUGACUGAAGUUCAGCACAAAUCUGAGCCUUGCCAGAGAUGGAUAAACUUACCUAUCUAACCUGCUGCCCUACUGCCCUACUGCCCUGUUCCUAAACUCGCUGCCUCCAUACUCACUGUCAUCAUGCUCGCUGCCUGUAUCCAAUACCCAUCCCACUACCCCUUUUCCUCUUUCCAUACCCAUAAUACCCAUUAAUCCCACUAAUUUCCAUCACUCACCCCACCAUUCAUUCCCCAUUCAUUUCUUUUCAAUCCUCUGCAUAUGCAUGACCCCUUAACAUCCUUCCAAAGCUUUCUCUUGAAACCCAUUUUUCAUGACUACCAAACCCACUUCCCAUUAUUUCCCACCAUCUGUUUCACUGAUGACAUGCACACCAUCACCUUCAAUGGUCCCCCCAUAUCCAUCUACCCACGACCUUAAUCCAUAGUACCUGCACCUCCAUCCUUUACUACCCCUCAAACUCGCUACUCAUAUCUCUAAUCUAUCUUGCCAUCACUAUACCCAUCACCGUUCACUUCUCACACUACUCACCUCCUCUAGCCAAAACCAUCUUCCAUGCCCAUCAUGCCCGUCACCAUACCUCUUAUCUCUACAUUUCAUUCCACCAUCAAAACCACUUCUUUAAUACCCCAUAAAUACACUUCCUUCACCCCCAUCUAAAAAUUCUUCUUCACGGUAUGAGGAGACUGAAGAGCUCAUAAGGAGACAACAUGCUUCAUAUUCAGACUUUCCUUCAGAUUUGACAGCCAAGUGUCAAUGUAUGGCCACCGAUGAUGCUGUUGUUUGUUUCUAGUAUAUGCAUGGAUGGUGGCGGUAUUUUCCUCAUGUCAGAUUUGUAUACACAUAGCUCAAUGCUCGAAGCAUUUGACAGUGCACACCAAUGAAUUUUUUUAGUACGUCUACAAGGAGAUGACUCUUUCUAGGCAUCAGCGUGAUCGAAGUAAACACGCAUGGCUGUUUGGAAAAGCGCCAGAAGCUGAAGGUAUACAAUGAGGUUCCGCGUUAACAAUGAGGCUUUUGAACCUGGUUUUGAUGGAAUUGUGGGCUCACUUCGUUCAACUCCACUGGGUAUGCUCCGAAUGCGAAGUGCAUAGGAUGUUGAGGAAUUUCAGGGGAAAAUUGGUAACAUAUGUGAGUGGUCUACUUGCAUUUGCUGACACGUUAGUCUUUACAAUAUCUCCGGGUUGUGAAGCUGCUUGUCGAGGUUUGGGUUACUACAUUUAAUGUUUGGGUUGAUAAAAUGAGAGCAUUUACAGCCUUCUCGUGAAGCACAUGAGUGUGCUGGUUCCAUUUUUGAGAUGAAUCAAAUGGUUGUUGAUGUCCAGGCGUUACUUGUGCAAUGUGUGGGUUUGAGAUGAAGCAUAUUGAAGAACGAAUAAAGAGAAAGAAGGUGUAUAACCAAGACCAAGAGACAGGAGAUAAUGUCAUAGGUAACAUCAAGGUCUUUUGUCAGUGCUGCCCAU
Molecule: messenger RNA, 2191 nt
Organism: Vitis vinifera (wine grape)
Lineage: Eukaryota; Viridiplantae; Streptophyta; Magnoliopsida; Vitales; Vitaceae
Product: transcription factor bHLH121-like
Exons: 1
Biological process (GO): intracellular iron ion homeostasis
Molecular function (GO): protein dimerization activity; DNA-binding transcription factor activity
Source: RefSeq, a predicted model, not a curated record